GUUAUGACCCCGCCCGAAAUUUUUCCGAGGCUUAGUGUUAUGUUUUUUAGCCGCCGUAGUUAAAAACACAUAAAAAGGAGUAAAAUAAAAGAGGCAGUCUACGACAAUUAAUCCGCUAGUGCUCAUCAACAAUAUUGCUCUAUAUUACCAUUGUUCUGUGAUAUUACUCUAUGCGCCGGACCCGGCCGGUUGGUGACGGGGUACGGUCAAUGUUAUACAUAAUUUGUUUCACUGAAAAUGGUCACACUAUAAAAUGAGGCAUUGGUAGCGUCAAUAUUUAUCGAUACGGCGCGGUGCCUUUAUGAUACUCUAUGUAAUAUACCAUUCAUCACGUCAGAUAAAAUCGAAUUUGAUAACAAUAUUAUGAUCUCGAAUCUCGAUUAAAACUGAGUACACCGUGUAGUCAGUACGAAAAUUAAAACUAUUUUAUAUCCAUUGUUCAUUGUUUAGUUAAAGGUAAAUUAUCACAAUCAUAAUAAUUUAUACAAAUGGCAAAACGAAAAAUAAAUGAUUUUUUCUUUACAAAAACUCCAAAAAUCAUCAAAGAAACUACCAGUAAUAGUGUUACAUCACCAUUCAAAGAAGAUGAGUGUGUAGUAGAAAAUAGUUCUGUUUCAAUGAUGUCCAAAUGAUGGUGUAGGUAAAGGAGGACAUCAGAAUCUAGGAAAAUUAGUAUUAGAAAAAUUUGACAACUGGAAGAAGGCGUUAGGUGAUAAAGGAUACUUCAAACUUCAUUCAGAAAGUAAUUAUCAUAAAACAUGUCAAUAUCGUUAUGAUCAUUUUUUGGCAGUCAAAUCGAAAAAUGUUGAUUCAAUAAAUAUUCAAAUUAACACUAUGCUUAAAAAAGAAAUUGAAGCAAACCGGUUAAAGGUUAUUCCAAUAGUAAAAACAGUUAUAUUUUGUGGAAGGCAAGGUAUAGCCUUAAGAGGCCAUAGGGACAGCGAAAUGUUAUUAAAUGCUAAUGAGAAUAUUAAUGAGCCUGAAUGUAACGAUGGAAAUUUUAGACAGUUACUUCGGUUUCGAAUAGAUGCUGGAGAUGAAUAUUUAAAGAGUCAUUUAACUUCUUGCGCAAAAAAUGCAACAUAUCUGAGCUGGAAAAUACAAAAUGAGAUACUUUCUGCUUGUAAUAAUCUUAUUUUACAAAAUCUUGUAUGUGCUGUAAACAAAGCCAAAGGGUUUUCUGUAUUGGCUGAUGAGACCAGUGACAUCUCCAAUAAAGAACAGCUCACCAUUUGUGUGCGUUAUGUUAAUUUAGAACAAAAAAAAAUUAGAGAAGAUUUUUUACAAUUUGUGGAAGUUACUGAUGUAAGUGGCAAAGCAUUAGCACAAACUAUACUUCAAAAUCUUGAGAUCAUGGGACUCGAACUGAAAUACUUAAUUGGACAAGGGUAUGAUGGAGCGGCGGCUAUGUCCGGGAAAUUUAAUGGAACACAAAAACAUAUCAAUGAUAAAUAUCCAAUGGCUUUAUAUAUCCACUGUGGAGCACAUUGUUUAAACUUGGCUAUUUCGUUUAGUUGUAAUGUAACUGAUAUUCGAAACUGUAUGGGCACAAUGCAAGCUAUAUGUAACUUUUUUGGCUAUCCUAAAAGACAAAAUGUACUCAAAAUAUCAAUUCAGAAUGAACUACAUGAAUCAAAAUUGAAAAAACUAAAAAAGUUUUGCCCUACAAGGUGGGUUGAGCGACAUGACGCUGUACUUGUGUUUCAUGAACUUCAACCAGCAGUUGUGGAUGCACUUAAUGAAAUAUCUACUUGGAAAGAUAAUGAGACUUCUGCUUUAGCUAACCAACUUAGUUCCUCCAUCCAUCAAUUAAGGUUUCAAGUAGCCUUAUUGAUAUUAGUAAAAGUAUUUUCAAUAAGUGCUCCUUUGAGCAAAUUUCUUCAAACUGAAAACUUAGAUUUAGAAUCUGCUCUAGAAUUUGCUGAUAUGACUCAAUCAACUAUAAAACAAAUCCGUGAUAACGCUAAUGCUGAGUUUGAAAAAAUAUUUAAAGAAGUAGAGGAUGUCUGUAGUAGUUUUGAUAUAACUGUUAGUGUUCCAAGAACAACAAGUCGACAAAAAAAUAGGAGUAAUGUUAUGAAUAAUAAUCCAAUAGAAUAUUAUAGAAUCUCAACAUUCAUCCCAUUUCUUGAUAAUUUUCUUGAACAACUACACGGACGAUUUCUUGAACAUAGGGCCAAACUAAAAAAUUUCAACUGCUUAUUACCUAAGACCAGCAAACAAAUAUCUGAAGAAACAUUUGAGGACUUCAAAAUUCUGUUCAAUUUUUAUACUGAUAUAUUAAGUGACAGCAUCAAUUUGACUAGCUUAGAAAUGGGUUAUGGUGAACUUAAACUGUGGUAUAACAGUUGUGCAUUCAAAUCACCAAAUUUGUCGUCAACAAUAACAGAACUAUUUUUCCAUUGUAAUCCUGAUUUUUUUCCUUUAAUCUCAAAGUUAUUGCAAAUAUUAAUUACACUGCCAGUCACAACAGCUACUGGAGAGAGGUCUUUUUCAUCCUUGCGUCGACUUAAAAAUUAUCUCAGAAAUACUACUGGUCAAAUGAGACUAAAUGGAUUGGCAGUCCUCAAUAUACACCAAGAUAUUAAUGUUGAUCCAUCAAUGAUUAUUGAUGAAAUGGCUAAAACUUCAAAACGGAGACUCAAUCUUAAUUUAUAAGUGUUUUUUAUUCAUAAUAUGACUAUUUCUAUACUUAUGACUUUAUUAUUUUAUUUCUUGUUAUGUAUGAUGAUUUAUAAAUAAUAUAUUAACAUUAUUUAUGUAAUAAAUUAUAUAAUUAACCAUA
Molecule: messenger RNA, 2785 nt
Organism: Rhopalosiphum padi (bird cherry-oat aphid)
Lineage: Eukaryota; Metazoa; Arthropoda; Insecta; Hemiptera; Aphididae
Product: 52 kDa repressor of the inhibitor of the protein kinase-like
Exons: 2
Coding region: 835-2658 (607 amino acids)
Molecular function (GO): protein dimerization activity
Source: RefSeq, a predicted model, not a curated record